Molecule: messenger RNA, 1583 nt
Organism: Arachis duranensis
Lineage: Eukaryota; Viridiplantae; Streptophyta; Magnoliopsida; Fabales; Fabaceae
Exons: 6
Coding region: 1-1464 (487 amino acids)
Source: RefSeq, a predicted model, not a curated record
AUGGCUCCUCGGGUCAAGGUUAAAGGUGUCAAGAGUCAUAGAAGUUCUCGCACCACUGCCGCAGCCGCUAUUUCAACCACCUCCACCUCUUUUGGGACUUCGGUUGUGCCAGAUUUUCAGUCAGGAUCACUUAGCCAGCAACCGUAUUUGAUGGUACCUAAUCCAGGCUACACGGGUCUUCCUCCACCAAGUUGGCCUACUCCAGGAUGUAUGGGUCCCCCUCCUCCACCCCCUCCUCCAAUUUCGAUUCCUCAUCUGCUUCGCAAUUCCAGUCUAUUAGUUGAUUCAGAGACACCUGGAAGCUCUAGUACAUCUCCUCUAUCAGAGACUGCAUCGGUUCCUAAUAUUAUCACAAAAGAAAGAUUAGUUCUUGAUGGAAAAACAAGUUGGUUACCUUUCCCUCCUGAGAUCAUCAAGAAACGAUAUGAUAAACCGUACAAAAAGUUUGGAGAUGUCCCUCUUCCGACAAAGAAGCUUUGGUUUAAGGAAUGGAAGAGCCACUUUCUUAUUGAUGAUGAUGAUGAUGAGUUUUUCUGGAGGGCUUUCAAGUAUAGGACAAGUAAGCGAUUUAGCCAAAUGAUGUCAGAUAUCCGUGAGGGUUUGGAUACAACCCACGAAUGGCUAAUUCCUGCUUACAAAAAGGUGUUGGAAAGGUAUUGGGAAACAGAUGAGAAAUGGAAAAAUAUAAGAAAAAAAGCAAGAGAGAAUCGAGCAUCACUCUUAGGUGGUUCUGUCCAUUGCGGUGGUUCUUUUCCAUUGAGCUCAACUAUAGAGAGGAUGAAGAAGCAGUUGGGCCGUACACCAACCCACGAGGAGGUCUUCAAAGAAAUCCACACACUUAAAAGUGACAAGUCUAAAUGGGUGGACAAGCGCUCUCAAGACACUCGUGAAAAGUUUAUAAAAAAGUUGGCAGAAGUUCAGGCUCAACGUGCCGAGGCUCAAGCACAGGGAAUGGAGCUACAACCAAUUGAUGAAGAUUUGAUUUGGGAGGAAGUGUGUGGUGGGCAAAAGAAGAAUCGAGUUUACAGAAAAGGGUCAUUCUUUUCUAGCUCUAUCAAGUCUGGAACCACUUCUGCCAAUUCUGUAUCUGGAAGAGCACCAAGAAAUCAAAAUUCUGUUCCUGAUUUGCGAGAACAGAUUUAUAAUCUCAAUGAAGAGCUUUUUCAGCGUGUUACUCAACAAACAGAUGAGCGUAUUAGUAAGUUGUUAGAUAUACGCUUGGCUCCUUUGGAAAAGACUCAAAAGAAAUUAGAAAAGUUGGAACGGGCAAUUGGAAAGGCCAAGAAGGAAAAGCUGAAACAGAAGAGAUGGAAUGAGGCUUAUGUUAGCUAUUAUGAGAAGGUUAGAGCAUCAAGUAGUUCUAGUGUAGUUCCACUACCACCGCCACUGCCGCCACACUCAAUGUCUUCGGAUGAGGGCUAUGAUGAUGAUGAGGAUGAAGAUGACACUGAAGACUAUAGCUGAUAGUUUUAGUAUGGUUGAACAAUAUACUAGGAAUUAUAGUUGAUGAUCAAUACAUUUUGUUUAUGUUUUGAAUUAUAUUGACUUGCUUGUUUAUAAUACUUUUCUUUUAGUUUGAUAAU